AUGACUUUCAACAAGCUGGUUUCUUUCCAAUUGGACUAUGCUCCGCAGUAUCAUCUGUCCAAAUUCAUCUCAUCUCGUUCUGGGCUUCAACUCGUUCAUAUCCAUAAUAAGGCCUCCCCUUUGGUACAAGGGUAUUUUGCAGUUGCUACAGAAUGCCCAACGGAUUCCGGGGCGCCCCACACGCUGGAACAUCUCGUUUUUAUGGGAUCUAAGAAGUAUCCAUACAAGGGCUUUCUAGAUACAGCAGGAAAUUUGUGCAUGUCGUCGACAAACGCUUGGACUGCCACUGAUCAAACGGUCUACACACUGUCAUCAGCCGGAUGGCCUGGCUUCAAAAAAUUGCUGCCUGUUUAUCUGGAUCAUGUUUUGCACCCGACUUUGACGGACCAUGCUUGCACAACUGAGGUUUACCAUGUUGAUCCUGAGGACCUGCAAGAAAAAGGCGUAGUAUUCAGUGAAAUGGAGGGAAUCGAGUCCCAAAGCUGGUUCAUCACUAUGCUCGAAAAGCAAAGGAAGAUGUUUGAAGAAGGCAGCGGAUACCGCUCGGAGACUGGUGGGCUAACGGAAAAACUAAGAGAUUUGACCAACGACGAAAUCCGUAAAUUCCACAAAGAUAUGUAUUCACCAGAGAAUCUGUGUCUCAUCAUCGCGGGUAACGUUCCAGAAGACGAACUUUUGUCCAUUGUAUCCGAAUUCGAUUCUACUCUACCAGCUUUCGAAGGAAAGCGCACCAGACCCUUCUUAGAUUCCAAAGAAUCUCAAAUACCGGCCAAGAGGACGGAAACUAGUGUCUCGGAAAUCGAGUUUCCUGAAUCUGACGAGUCUCAAGGUGAAAUUCUGAUGUCAUGGAUCGCAGAACCAUAUUACGAACACCUCAGCGAUCUUGCAGUCUCGAUACUGAUGGAUUAUUUCACCGAAACAGCGCUUGCUCCGUUCAACAGCCAGCUUGUUGAAAUUGACGAACCUUUGGCAAACUUGGCAGAGUACUGGACCGAUGACUUCAUGCGCACCAUCGUGAACUUGAAUUUUCAUGGUGUACCCGUCGAGCGGAUGCACGACGCCAAGGAAAAAAUACUCGACAUCCUGCAAAGUCAUAAAAUCGACUUCGCCCGCAUAAAACAAGUGAUAGAAAAUGGGAAGUGGGAGUACGUUUUGAAGUGUGAGAAGAACGGGCUCACAAUUUUAAGUCAAACUUGCAUAACAGACUUUAUUUACGGCGACGAUCGUGGUGCAAUAUUAGAAGCCUCUCUGAAAGACCUCAGUGAUUUUGAUACACUUGCAGGAUGGUCCCAAGAGCAGUGGCAAAGCUUACUGACAGCACUCUUCGUUGACAACAAGCCCGUCAUUGUUUUGGGAAAGCCAAGUGUUACUCUGUACAAGCGUCUUGAGGAACAGAAAAAAAGGAGAACGAAAGAGAUCGAGACAAGCCAAGGAAAAGAAGGUCAACGUCAGCUCAAGCACAAGUUGGAAAGCGCGGUCGCUCAUAAUUCUAAAGAGGUCCCCGCCCAAUUAUUGCAGGAUUUCGCAAUUGCGGACGCAGAAAACAGCAUAUCAUUGAUAGAGACGGACAGUUUUUCGACCGUCCAGAACUCCACUGAAGCGCCCUCUAAAGCCUGGGCCAAAAAAUUAUUUGAACAAAAGCCACAAGAAUUUCCAUUUUCCUUGCACUUUGAGCAGUUCCCUUCUCAAUUUAUUGAGUUGCGCGUUUUGCUCAAUACUCUCAAAGUGCGUGAUGUCUCCCUGCUGCCUUUAUACCACGUUAUCUGCGAGCUGUUCUCCAUGCCAAUGAAGGCUGAUGAUGGUUCUAUCAUUGCUUUCGAAAAGGUCGUUUCCGCCUUGAAAGCCGAGACCAUCGACUCUGAGAUCGAUCUGGGCUUAGGAGGAGCUUUUCCGGAUCUUCUUGAAUUCAAGGUCUCGACGAGAGCAGUAAACUACCAUCAUGCUGUCAAGUGGAUUAAACAUUGUCUAUUCGACAUGGUAUUUGAUGAAAAAAGAGUAAGGGUCUUAUUGGAAAAAUACUGGUCCUCUAUUGUUGAAUUAAAGAGGGAAGGCGAUUUAAUGGUCGAUUCCCUAUUUAAUCGCAACUUCUACACUUCAAGGACUACAAAGAAGGCCACAGAUGCGCUAUCUGUAGAAGAUUCUCUAGAAGAUAUCAUUGACCAGAUUGACGAUGGGAAGUACCUUAAAAAUAUUCUACCAAAGUUGAACACUAUGCGCGACCAGAUGGUUCAUGACUUUUCCUCCUACCAUGUACUUGUUCUAGGUGGUGUCGAUAAAAUUGAGAAUGCUUACUCACCCUGGUUAGAAUUGGCUUCGAAGAGGACUGAAAGAAGCGUACCUGUUACUGAUUACCCGAAGGUUCCACGCUUGUUGGAUUCGCUAUCCGCUCUGGGGAAGCACCCACAGGGCACGGCAUAUAUCGUCACCACCCCGGCCUCGGAGUCCUCUUAUAUGACACUUGCUACCAACUUGUCUAUCCAGGUCGAUUACAAUCACCCUGAUUAUGCCGCCAUAUUUCUUGCAGCCGAAUACUUGAGCUGUGUGGAGGGUCCAUUCUGGAAGGGAAUUCGCGGCUCUGGCCUCGCAUAUGGUGCUAAUAUUUUGAAGAUGAUAGAGUCAGAUGCCGUUGGCUUUUCCGUUUAUCGCGGUGCAGAUAUUAUCAACUGCUAUCAAACCGCUCAUAAAAUAGUUGAAGACUAUGCGUUUGGUAGAUGCUCAAUUGAUGCCCAGCUGGUUCAAGGGGCCAUAAGCAGCAUUAUCAAUGGAAUUGCCUCAAGUGAGUCAGACUUCUUUUCGGCAGCCCUAAUGAAAUACGUGGACGACAUUUGUAGAAAGAGAGGGCCAAACUUCAACAAAACUUUUCUGCGCAAACUGGGCAAAGUUAAGGUGGAUGACAUAAAGCGUGUCUUUUUGACGUAUUUUCUGCGCAUGUUUAGCUCAGAGACGGCAACAAUGUUCGUAAGCUGCCAUCCCUCUAAGCUUGAGUCUGUUCAGGACUUUAUGGAGAGCAAAGGUUACAAAGUGAUUGUCGAAGAACUUGACGAAGAAAGUGAGGACGAAAGUGGAACAGAGACAGAAGAAUCAAGCGAGGAAGAAAGCCAUUGA
This is a messenger RNA of Lachancea sp. 'fantastica', 3105 nucleotides long. The record is from the annotation of a GenBank genome assembly. NCBI's taxonomy places the organism in Eukaryota, Fungi, Ascomycota, Saccharomycetes, Saccharomycetales, Saccharomycetaceae.